GGUGCCUCUACAUAUUAUUAAAAUAUACUAUAAUAUACUCUUGAAAUAGUUGAGAUUUCUUAAACUUUCUUGAAUUUUCAUGUUUACGGUUAUUUUAUUCAACUCAACUUCAAGUGUUUUUUUUAUUAAAAAUGUUUCGGCAUAAUAUAGUUAGAGAAUCUUUUAUUCCAGUUGACUUAGAGGAACCACUGACAGGUCAAGCUUGUACAGAGAUGGUUAUUGAAAUUAUAAAGUACAUAAUGUACCAAAAGCAACAAAUUCCGUUAUCUUGUGAUUCCUUGAUGAAGCUUCAUGCCAACUCCAAGCCUACAGACAGGAACUUUUCAUUAAUGCAAAAUUUAGUUAGUUCAAUGUACAAUGUAUCCAGUCACCUAUCUUCACAAUUUAACAUUGAAGACUGUACUGUUAAAGAAAUUCUUAUUGUUAUUGGGGCUACUAUUGUUUCCCCAAAAAUUAGCAUCAGACUAGAACUACCAGACAGUAUUUUGAACAGUAAGAUGCAUCUAAGACAUCAGCACUCUGUUCGUAAGGCAUUAUUAAGCGUAAUGAAAUCUUUUUGUGAAUGUAGUGAAUUUCAAGAUGAACUAGCUAUUCCACUAGAACCUACUAAUACAUUUAUAUUGGUCAACAAGAAAGAUCCUUAUAAAAUUUCUGAAUUUUUUGUACCUAAACCACAAUUUGAUUUAUCUACUCAGAAAACUGCAUCGUUUCACAUAAAAUUCAACUAUAUUAAAAAUAAUCAGUUGAAUUGUAAUUGUGAUAGACUUGUACAUAUUUAUCAUGAUUCGGAUGAGAACAAUAUUGUAGAAAAAUUAAAAAAAUGUGACUCUAAUGUUUCUUACCAAUGGUAUCAGUCAAGAGAAAUUUUUAAAGGAUUCAAAUUUUUAAGAUAAUAAUAAAUAGUAAUUAAUAGUAAUUGAUUAUGUAGAAAGCUCUAGUACAAGUUAGAUUUAUCAUGUGAAAAGGUAGUUCAGAAGAUUUAUACAAUUAACUAUAACAUAAUUUAGUGUAAUAUACUUUUGUAAAAAGUACUUAAUUAUUUUAAGCAGAAAAUUAGUAAUUAUAAGAUUUAGAAUACAAAGACAGAUUUUCUUUAUGAAAAUACUUUACUUUUCUAUAAUUAAAUUAUUUUGUGAUUAUAAACAAAUCAUGACAGCAUCAAAAGAUCGCAAUUCCUUGUUAAUUAUAAAGCAUUUUAUUAUAGCUAUGACAUGUGACCAGAUGGAAGUCGCUUCUUUUGAUUUAGAUUAGUUGUAAUUACAAUGAUUAUGUUUAGCCAAUAUUCAUUCCGCUUAAGAUCUGCAUAAAAUUUCAAGUUGCUGACAAUGUUGGGCACAAAACCUAUUUUUUUAACUAUUCGAUAAUCGGCUUGGCGAUAUUACUGGCAAGUUAUUGGAACAGAAAUUUAAGACGAGUAUGAUUAUAUUUUUGUUGAAAUAUCACAGAAAAAUCGAGAGCAUCAUGAAGUGUAGCGAUGGACGAUGUUGCGAAAAAAGCAGUUAAUAACAUCAAUUACACUAUUAUUAACAGGAAGCUUUCCCGAAGUUAACAUUUAAGAAGUUCCAUUUUGCAAACAUAUUAAACUUUUUGUGGCAUCUUUGUAAUUUGACUGUUUGUAGUUGAAAAGUAACGCAAAAAAAUAUUUUUGUAUAUACAAUCGCAGUUGAGAUCAAUUCACAACAAACCCGAUGGUGGUUUAGAAUGCUGUAAGAAGAGAGAGUAUAGAGAUAUCAUGGGUCUGAACCUCCCGCUGCACUACACUAAGGUUCGCAUAAAGUCGUUGUGGAUGAAUGCACUUUAUUUUAUUUGCCGUAAAAAGAUCUUUACUACUCUUAAAAACGACAGCCUCAGUGUCUACCUUGGCAGUUAUAACUCGGUCGUCUUGGAAUUCUUCAACUCUGUUACCGCCGGUCCUGUUCACAUGAUACAUCGUUUGAUCUAUGCUUUCCGAAAGCAAUUUCUUUCUGCUGACAACGAAGCUGCCAAACCUAUGCAAUUCUUAUAUUGCCAAGAUCCAGAGCUUUAACAUACAAAUAUGAAAAGUAAAGCCGACAAAUCCGCGUAACUUGUUGACACCAACGAAUAUAGUAAGCGUCUAUAUUCGCUAUUGACACUGACUGACUAACAAUUGAAUUGAAUGAAAUCCAACGUGUAUUAUGGUCGAAAUAACAUUUGUAC
Messenger RNA from Phymastichus coffea, 2178 nucleotides. RefSeq lists its product as uncharacterized. Gene Ontology annotation, biological process: regulation of exit from mitosis. Bases 132 to 893 code for a protein of 253 amino acids. The record is from RefSeq and is a predicted model, not a curated record. The transcript has 2 exons. Lineage: Eukaryota; Metazoa; Arthropoda; Insecta; Hymenoptera; Eulophidae. Gene Ontology annotation, cellular component: nucleus.